AUGUCCUCCCAACAUAACGCCCUAGUAGUCUUCGGCUCCGGCCCAGGAAUCGGCAGAAACGUCGCAGCACUCUUCGCCGAGCGGGGGUUCUCGAAAGUGAUCCUCCUCUCUCGAGACGCCACCCGACUCAAAGAAGAUGCCAAUUUCGUGAGAUCGGCUCGAGCGGGCGUUAGUGUCACGCCUGUCACGAUUGAUCUGGCGGAUACGGAGAAUGUGCGAAAGGCGCUUAAGAGUAUUGAUACGGAGUUAGGCGAGACGCCUUUGGAGGCGGUGCUGUUCAAUGCGGCGAGGGUUGGACAGAGUCAAAUACUUGAGUUUCCGGCGGAGAGUGUUGAGGUUGAUUUGAGGAUUUCUGUCGUCAGCCUCUACAUCGUCGCGCAAUGGGCGCUCCCCAAACUCGCCUCCUUCGCUUCGAGCAAUCCAUCCUCGACGCCAUCAUUCCUCGUCACUAGUGGCGGUCUCUACAAGAACCCUUACCCGUCGUUCUUCUCACUCGCGUCUUGCAAAGCAGCUCAGUACAAUCUGACGAAUUCUCUGCACAAGGAGUUCGAACCGAAGGGCGUCCAUUGUGCUUUGAUUGUGGUGCAGGGUAUUGUGGCGGAUGAGUCGAAGGUCACGAAUGCGCGGAAUAUUGCGGAGGAGGCGUGGAAGUUGAGGGGGGAUCCCAGGGGUGAGGGGAGGUUGGAUGUGGUUAUGACGGAUCCGGACUAUGUUAGGAGGAUGAAGGAUAGGGAGGAGGCGAGUAAGUCGUGA
Zasmidium cellare ATCC 36951 is the source of this 753-nucleotide messenger RNA. RefSeq lists its product as uncharacterized. NCBI's taxonomy places the organism in Eukaryota, Fungi, Ascomycota, Dothideomycetes, Mycosphaerellales, Mycosphaerellaceae. The record is from RefSeq and is a predicted model, not a curated record. The transcript has 2 exons. Bases 1 to 753 code for a protein of 250 amino acids.